AUAAUACUAUACUACUGCUAAUAAUAAUUAUAAUAUUAAUAAUCACAGUAAUAUUGAUAAAUAAUUAUAAGAAAAUAAUAAUUAUACUCGGAAGCUGGGCUCCCGAUUGUUGUUCAAACCAAGGGCGAGCAUAGUUCUCGGCCCAAAAGCCAUUUGCCGGGGCAAUACGGCACUGAGACUGAAUAAUCUAUACUUCAAUCUGUGGAGGGCUGCUAGAGAGUGCAUUUGCGGCAGUGGGUCGCGAGGAAGACGGACUGGGAUGAGACGCCCGCAGCAAGAAUCUCUCCAAGAGGAUCAUCACCACCACCGCCAUCAUCAUCAUCCUCUUUGCCAAGGCACUCUGCCUUCAUGUUCAAUAGAACCAAGGCGUAAUGAAAAGGAUGAAUCAAGACUUGCUAGAGUUAAGCGUGCGCUGACAGGAUCACUGCUCGGACGUGCUGGUAAUGGAAAUUGCAAUAGAGUUUUCGGAGCGCGGCUGGAGCUGGUCGAGUCCUACUUGGACACAGGAGUGCCCUACGUUGUCCAUCGACUGUGCAAUUACAUAGAGAAACACGGGUUCCAGCAUGCGACUCUGUUCCGGCUCUCUGGAGGUAGUCCGCGACUCACGGAAAGGCUUAGAGCGACGUUCGAAAGGAAAGGCGACGCGGAUCUUGAAUCUGCUGCUUGUCCUUCAACAGCUGCUACACUGCUGAGACAGUACCUGAAAGAGUUACCACAACCGCUUGUUCCGUCUUCACUAGUAUCAAGACUUUUACACGUUCACUCACAAGUGUAUGAACAUCACCGCGAAGAGUGGGUCGAGAGAACGCAGCAGCUUUUGCGCUGCUUGCCUCCUUCACACUAUCGUCUUCUGGGUUAUUUGGUCCACCAUCUCAGCAACUAUGAAGCCCGACAUGGUAGAAGUUCCGGAGUUUGUGGUGUAUUUGCACCUGUCGUACUUCCUCACGUUCCACCGGCUACGACUCUUCUCCGAGAUAUUAUCACAGAGGCUUCUAAGUUAUUUCCCGACUGCGCUAGGGAUUCGUCAGCUUAUCCAUCGGCGAUACCAAACGACUGCGAAGUCUGCUGUAACAAACCAAAGGACCAGCAGAAUAACUCAACGUCAACCAGUACGGGUUUGCUUUGCGCGCUGAAACCGCGUAAACGUAAGGAACGUCGCGAAUCUUGUUGCCAAGAAAGAAAAUUGAUCAGGAGUAACAGUGAAGAACAAAUUUUAGAAAGUCCUCCGAAUGGUAUAGAAUCAAUUCGCAGAGUGAGCAGCCACGAAGAUUUCAACAGCGAUAAACAUUUGCAUAUUAUUUAUCCCGAUCAAGACAUGGGACAUGGAGUGAGAUGUACGGGGUUGCCUUUGCAUGAAAGAACGAAUGUUUCGCCGGUAUCAACAAAGCCAUCACCGUCGCCGGCGCCUUGUGACAUUUUACUCAGCGCUGACCAGCUUGAGUGCGAUGUAGAGCGUGUACGCAGUACCGAGAGGAUUAGCCGAAGCAUUACGCCUCGUGGGAGGCGGGUAACAAGACAUAAAAAAACUCACAAGGGUCUUGAAAUUGAUCUUAACUCCAGUAAGGAAAACGAAAAUGAAAAUGAAGAACAAGAGUCAAAUUUGUACAUAAAUAUUCCGGAUUCAAACCGUCGCAAUAAAGGCACCGGGCAAAGUUUUCUAGAAAUGUUGAGCAGUGGACCAAGCAGAUCGCCAUCGCCGGCUCGUCCUCGUUCCCUAGACCACGAAGAUUCAAAUAAUCCUGUGCCAACAUAUUGGACUUUUCAGAGUAGACAGACUAACGAGGAAGAGGAGGGCGAUACAAACAAUGUUGAAGCGAUGCUGUCACCAAGAAAUUCUUUAUUGUUACCUCGUAGAUUUUACACAGAAAACGACGUGCCACCUAGUGUUCCAGGCCCCGCAGAGCUCGGGCUCAAGACCCUGACGAAACACAUUAACGGAUUAAAGAAAAAAAUAAAAAAAUACGAGGACGAAUUUGAGGAGAAUUUUGGAUAUCGUCCAAGCCACUCAGACAAGAUGAGCAAUCGGGACAUCAAGAGACUUUGCUCAGAACUUAACAAGUUACGAAAAGAGCAUAAAAUGUUGAAGGAAGAUCCAAUAGGAAUGCUACGAGCUGCUGCUAACCGAAACAAGGCUCUUGAUAAUGCGACUCAGGUUAACAAUAACAACAAUAACAACAACAACAACCCGGAGAAAUCUCGCGCUACGUUGAUGGAAGAAAUGCUCAAGGAUGUUGAGAGGAAGCUCGCCGAGAAGAGACUGAAACACGGGCGACCUGAAAAUUUGGAAGAGAUGAAUUACGAGCAAUUGCUCGAGGAGAAAACGGCGGUGCAAAAAGCGUUGCUACACAUCGAAGAUGCGUUUGGCAGACCUGUUUCCAAGGAAGACCGCGCGGUGGUCCGAGUGCUGUACGACCGGUACCGCGCAUUGAAAAGACUGCUAAUUAGAGCAGGGGUUACCAAAAACAAAGACAGUAUAUCGGAGUUGGCAACAAUCCUGGAGCACGAAGCCAUGGAUUUUACAUCCUCAUCGCUUCCGGGAAAUGCUGGAGAUGGAGACAGACGAGCCAGUGAGCCUGACAUGUCACACCGUGGGAUUCUAGACUGUAUCGAUGCACCCGACCCGCUGCCCACUGAUAGCGAUAGCCAGCACAGCAGUAGCGAAGGUAGCCGCAACGGGCCUGCUGAAAGUCUCCACGCUCUUCCUCAGGAAGAUCUUCUUGCCCAGCAACGAGUCAUGAGGGAAGAAAAAAAGUGUCUCAGGCGAGCUUUGAAGGAAUUGGAGGCCCAGUUCGAGGCCAGAGCGGGUCGAAAAAUGCAACGAGAAGAUCGAGGACCUCAUGUUACCACCGUCUACGAGUCUUACAAACAAACAAAAGCUAAAUUAAGACUUAUAGAUGCUCUGUUAUCGAAAUCUGCUUGACGUAGUUUCUAACAUGUUCUUAUACUAUUUAUAAAUACAAAAACAAGGAUAAUUA
Cotesia glomerata is the source of this 2975-nucleotide messenger RNA. RefSeq names its product protein FAM13A. The transcript is spliced from 9 exons. The coding region runs from base 260 to 2920 and encodes 886 amino acids. The record is from RefSeq and is a predicted model, not a curated record. Gene Ontology annotation, biological process: signal transduction. Lineage: Eukaryota; Metazoa; Arthropoda; Insecta; Hymenoptera; Braconidae.